UCUAAAAGAACUUAACACAUCACAGACAGAGACGACGACGAAGUCGAAGCAUCAAAAGGAUGACGACGAACACCAGCACCGCCACAGUUCUUCCCUUACCCUUGCCCGUCAAUUCUGAUCUCUCCACACAUGUCUUCUACAGCUGUGGCUCUUGUGGUUACGACCUAAACCUCAAUUCCUGCAACCGUAACUUAACCGUCAUCGGCGAAACCUACGGCAAGUCGAUGAAAAGGGGACUCAUUUCAUUCUACUCUAUCGACCAGACCAGGUUCACUCAGACCACCAAACUCCGGUGGUGGCGAAUAUUCCGGCGCCGGCGAACCAAGUUACUAUGCAGAAACUGCGACACCUGCAUUGGCACCUGUCCUUCUUCUUCCUCAAAAAUGACCACUUGGGAUGGCAUGUCCACUCAAACACUCUACCAGAUCAAGAUUCGAUCACUCAGGCCCUUAGAUCAAUAAGCAAGAAAUUAUUACAUACUUGCAUAUGUUCUUCUUGUUAUGGACAAAAGUCACAAAACCAAAUCAUUCAUUUUCUCUACUUUCAGCUUCAAAUAUACAAAAUUAGUUGCAGCCCGGAUUCAUAAUCAUCUAUAAGGCUACUAAAAAGUCUGAAUCUUUAUGCUAAUCUAGUAGGAAUUU
Andrographis paniculata is the source of this 641-nucleotide messenger RNA. RefSeq lists its product as uncharacterized. NCBI's taxonomy places the organism in Eukaryota, Viridiplantae, Streptophyta, Magnoliopsida, Lamiales, Acanthaceae. Bases 60 to 461 code for a protein of 133 amino acids. The record is from RefSeq and is a predicted model, not a curated record. The transcript has 2 exons.